AUGGUUCGAACAUAUGUAAGAAAAACUGAUAGGGGGUCAAAGUACUCCCGUGAAGACUUGCAAAAAGCACUCCAAGAUAUUAACUCUGGAACAUCCACUUUGAGAGGUGCUUCAAAGAAAUUUAAAAUACCUGAAGCAACUCUCCGACACCACCGUAAUGGCUUAAGAGGUAAAAGUAUUACUUUGGGGAGAGAAACAGUAAUCCCACGUCAUGAGGAAGAAAAAUUAGCCCAGGGCCUAAAAGUGAUGGAACGUUGGGGUUGGGGCCUUAGUAGGAAAGAGUUGCUAGAGGUGGUAGGGGAGUACGUAAAACAUAACAAAAUCCGCAAUCCAUUUAAAAAUGGAGUACCUGGUGAGGAUUGGUUUUUAGGAUUUAAAAAACGUCACCGAUUGUCUGUUAAACAGCCACAAAGCCUGGAAUAUGCUAGGAAGAAGUGUACAGACCCAUUUAUAAUUGGACAUUAUUUCAAACUGUUAAAGAGCACAUUGGUCGAUUUGAAACUAGAAAACAAGCCGGGCCAAAUCUUUAACAUAGACGAGACCAAUUUUUCUCUUGACCCGUCUAAAACCAAAGUAGUCGGAGAAGUAAACCGUCCUUCGUCAAGAAUCACUAGUGGGCCAGGGAGAGAAAAUACGACUGUAUUACUCGGCGGCAAUGCUGCAGGAGAAAAGCUCCCUCCUCUCAUAGUAUUUAAGGGAAAAGCAGUAUGGGACUCGUGGUUGGCCCCAGAAAGUGAGGCGUUUCCAGGGACUUCAUACGCUUCUUCAAAGAACGGUUGGAUGGAAACGGAGAUUUUCGCCAACUAUUUCAAGAAUGUUUUCUUAAACAAAUGUGGAACAGAGAGGCCAGUAGUACUGCUUUAUGAUGGACAUACAACCCAUCUUGAUAUAAAAGUGGUUGAACUGGCAAUUUCCAACAAUGUUGUUAUACUUAAACUACCCGCGCACACUAGUCACUUGCUACAACCAAUGGAUCUUACAGUCUUCAAAGGUUUGAAAAGCAAAUGGGACGCGAAACUUGUUGCUUGGCAACGCAAACAUGUUGGGGUGAAAAUUCCAAAAAGAAUAUUCUCCGUCCUCAUUGGAGAAGUGUGGAGCAGUACACAGGCGACAAUCUUGCAAAGUGGGUUAAAAAAAGCGGGUAUUUACCCAUAUGACUGUAAUGUAAUACCAAAUGACAAAUACGAUCCUGACAUGUUACGAAGAUAUCAACUACACGAAGCCGAAGCUCAAGGCCUACACAAAGCCGAAGCUCAAGGCCUUACAGAAAGUCCUCCCGACCCCACUGACACCAGCGUACUGACACCCGACGUAGAACAUCCGAUGCAAGGUGCAUCUUGUUCAUCUAGUACACCAAGUCAACCUGGCAACCUCAAUCAACCUUCUCAAGUGCAGCCUCUCUUGUCUCCGAAUGCCUCAUUUGAAGAAGUUUUAUUAAAGACUGUAAAACAAAAUGUUGUUGAAGUCAUGAAAAGGAAGAAGGUAUCAAGUUCAGAGGCUGAGGUUAUUACAAGCGAAGAAGUGGCAAUGAGACUCAAAAACAUGAAAAAAGAAGAAAGACAGGCUUAUCAGUGUCUGGCUUCCCGCAGCGAUAACGCAUGCGAUGGCACACGCCGCCUUAGUGAAUCAGUCAGUCGUGGUCUACGACUGGAUGAUAACACUUCUGCAAACCAGGUCCACUUGGCGAGGGGGUAA
This is a messenger RNA of Macrosteles quadrilineatus (aster leafhopper), 1695 nucleotides long. RefSeq names its product tigger transposable element-derived protein 1-like. The transcript is spliced from 2 exons. Gene Ontology annotation, molecular function: DNA binding. The record is from RefSeq and is a predicted model, not a curated record. NCBI's taxonomy places the organism in Eukaryota, Metazoa, Arthropoda, Insecta, Hemiptera, Cicadellidae. Bases 1 to 1695 code for a protein of 564 amino acids. Gene Ontology annotation, cellular component: nucleus.